Molecule: messenger RNA, 1860 nt
Organism: Tetrahymena thermophila SB210
Lineage: Eukaryota; Ciliophora; Oligohymenophorea; Hymenostomatida; Tetrahymenidae
Product: DEAD-box helicase
Exons: 4
Cellular component (GO): nucleolus
Molecular function (GO): nucleic acid binding; ATP binding
Source: RefSeq, a predicted model, not a curated record
AUGGAUAUCACAGGUCGUUUAAAUUAAGAAGUUUAGAUUUAAGAAUUACUAGAAGGCUGCGAUGAGAAUUUAAUAAAAGGUCUUGUCAAAAAUAAAAUAGUUCAUCCCACUUUUUGUCAAGAAUAGUUGUUUAAUCUCAAUAAGGAGAGAGAUCACAUUGUCAUUAGAAGUGGUAUGGUUUCUGGUAAAACAACCGGUUUGCUCAUAGUCCUUCUCAAUGAUUUCAUAAAUAAAAUGAAGCAGUUUAAAUUCGUUGAAGGAAAUGAAACUGAAGAUGAAUCAGUUGGUUUAUUCUCAGUCCUCAUCACUGCUUCUAAAGACUUAGCUUAAAAGAAUCACAGUGUAGCUGAAAACAUAUGCGCCUUCAUCAAAAAGCCAUACAACAUGCAAGUUAUGAAUUUAAGCACAUUCUCUGAAGAAAAUUUCACAAUUAUACCUAAAACUCACUACUUGAUUGUUGCCACACCUUCUACUUUCUUGAAAUUUGCCAAGCAUACUAAAUUCGAUAAAAAGAAAUUCGUUAACUUUGCCUUUGAUGAUAUUGAUUAUAUGCUUUCUUUUGGCUACAAAGGCGAAUUAACCAACUUCUAAUUUUUCUAUGAAUCUGAAAUCAAGCAAGAAAACUUUAAGUGUUACUGGAGUGCAACAGAAGAAUUAAAUGAUGAUUUAAAGGAAUUAAAAAAGACUUUCUUGCAUAAAAGUGUUAUAAUUAAUGUAGAUGAUGAUUAUGAUGAAAUGGAUGAUUAAGAAAGAAAGAGCAAGCAAGCUCUUUAGUUUGAUCACGAUUAAAUUACUCAUUACUAUACAACAGGAGAUGAAACAACUCAAUAUAUAAUCUUAUACGUCUUAUUCAAGUUACGUUUCCUUUAAGGAAAAUCUUUAAUCCUCUGUAGCGACCUAGAAACUGUAUACAAGGUUCAUUUAUAUUUAGAAAGAAUUGGUUAAACAGAAAUGCAGUUAUAUAAUCAUGAAAAUCCCAAAAAUUUACGUUACUAUAUUGUAACACUUUUCAACACUGGUAUGAUUAAAACAUUGGUUUCCACCAAGUAGUUGUUCUAGGAUUUCAAGAAUAAAGACUUUUAUGAUAAAAAAAUAAAAACAAACAGACUUAAGGGUAUUAGAAAUAUUAUAAAUUUAGAUUUACUUGAUAUUGGAGAGGAAUAUAAUUAAUUCUUCAAGCUCUUCAACGGUUAGACAGGAAAUAUUUUCAACUUAGUCUUAAACGAAGAAAAGCAAAUUGAAAACUUGAUGAAUCGUAUUGAAUAUGAAAAAGAAAAUUUCAACAAAGUUAAUUUCAAAGAAUUUCCUCUUCGUCGUCAUGAAAUUGAAGCAUUUAGAUAUAGAGUCAACAACGUUUAUACUAGCUUAACCAAAAAAUAAAUAGCAAGUGCUAAAAUGCUUGAUUUUAAAAAGAAAAUGCUUAAAUCUCCUGAUAUGAAAGAAUAUUAUGCUAAAAAUAUUUCAGAAAAAGAAUUGUUGAUUGAAAGUAUAUAAAAGCUUACCAAGUAACUCAAAAAGCACGAAACAAGAUGUGAAGGCGAUGUACCCGAUUAUCUUUUACCUUAGUUCUUAAUAGAUUAAAAGAAAAGAGCAGAAGAACUUGAUCCAAAUGCAAACAAGAAGGUCAAGAAAAUUUUAGUUUACAAAGGUAGCAGCGGUUCUCAAUAAGCAGAUGAAGGCAAAAAGAAAAUGAGAGGUGAUAAAUACGUUUACAUUAAUGAAGAAAAAGAAAAUGAAAAUGAAACAGAUGCCUCCAGAUUAAAAAUUUUAUCAAGAAAGAAAUAAUGGAAGCUUCGUCAUGGUUUUAAAUUAAAAAGAGUUAAUAAACGUUUAGAGAAGAAAGGUAUUUUCUAAUCUUGA